AUGAACCUCGGCCAUCGACGUUUGGUUUGCUUCGUUGACGCCCUUGACGAGUGUGACGAAGAGCAGGUACGAGAAAUGGUGACAUACUUCGAGGAACUAGGAUACGAGGCUACGGCAGAGGGCGUCCAUCUCCAGAUUUGCUUCUCAAGUCGCCAUUAUCCUCAUAUCGAGAUCCAAAACGGCCUGAAACUGACUCUUGAGAACCAACCCGGCCACGAGCAAGACUUGGAGAAAUACGUUCGAAAUUGCUUGCGGGUAGGCAAGCGUUCAGACGCUGAAGAUAUCAAAAUCGGGGUCCUGGAAAAAGCCAAUGGCGUCUUCAUGUGGGUCGUCUUGGUAGUCGAUAUUUUGAACAAGGAAUAUGCACGGGGUCAAAUUGCCGCGGCAAAGAGAAAACUGGGCGAGAUUCCUAGUCGGCUAAGUGACUUGUUCAAAGACAUUUUGAGGCGCGACAACGAAAACAUGGACGACCUUCUGCUGUGUAUUCAGUGGAUACUCUACGCAAAGCGACCUCUAUUACGAGAGGAAUUUUACUUUGCAAUGCUCUCCGAAUUGCCAACCGAAGAACUUGCUAUAUACGACCCCAAAAAGAUCACCGGCGAUGAUUUACACUUGUUUGUUAUCAGCUCCUCAAAGGGACUAGCCGAGAUCACAAAGUCAAAAAACGCAACUAUACAGUUCAUCCAUGAAUCUACAAUGGAAUAUUGGAGCUUUGGCCCCAACUUGGGGAGCAGUUCGAGAGCCUGA
Molecule: messenger RNA, 747 nt
Organism: Colletotrichum spaethianum
Lineage: Eukaryota; Fungi; Ascomycota; Sordariomycetes; Glomerellales; Glomerellaceae
Exons: 2
Coding region: 1-747 (248 amino acids)
Source: RefSeq, a predicted model, not a curated record